AUGCCUCCCCGCACGUCCGCGCGCAGAAAGGCGCAAGCUGUAGUCGAGACCAAGGUCGAAGAGACGACGACGACCACGAAGACGAACGGAACCAAGAGCACAGCCGUGGCUGCUACGAAGUCCAAGACCACAAUCACCAAGAAACCUUCCACGAAGCGCAAGGCUGCAUCAGACGACGAGCACGAGAGCUGUGGAAGCUGCGCCGAGGAAGAAGAGGAGAAGCCUGCGAAGAAGAGGAAGACAGCAGCCAAGGGCAAGGCGAAGAAGGAGGACGAUAUGCCGCUGGCGGACCGCACGGCCGUGUCUUCGCUGAAGAAGGCGAUGUACAUCGGUGCUCAUGUGAGCGGUGCCGGUGGUGUGCAGAACUCCAUCCAGAAUGCCCUCCAUAUCGGUGCCAACGCCUUUGCUCUGUUCCUGAAGUCACAGCGUAAAUGGGAGAGCCCUCCUCUGGCAGCGGAUGCGAAGGAGCAGUUCGUCUCUCUGGCAAAGGACAAUGACUACGACGCCGCCGCUCACGUCCUCCCCCACGGUUCAUACCUCGUCAAUCUCGCCCAGGCGGACGCCGACAAGGCGAAGCAGGCAUACACGAGCUUCAUUGACGACCUUAAGCGGUGCGAGCAGCUGGGCAUCAAACUGUACAACUUCCACCCGGGUAACACGGGAGGCGCAUCGCGCGAGGAGGCGUGCGGGCGCAUUGCGGCGCAGCUGAACACCGCGCACAAGGCCACGAAGAAGGUUGUUACCGUCUUGGAGAACAUGGCAGGCGCGGGCAAUGUUAUUGGCACCAAGUUCGAGGACUUGAAGCAGAUAAUUGACAAGGUCGAGGACAAGGAGCGGGUUGGCGUGUGCAUUGACACCUGCCACGCCUUUGCGGCUGGCUACGACCUGAGAACGCCGGAGAAGUUCCAUGAGACGAUGAAGGAGUUUGACGAGAUUGUCGGCAACAAGUACCUCAAGGCGUUCCAUCUCAACGACAGCAAAGCCCCUUUCGCCUCCCACCGCGACCUGCACGCCAACAUCGGCACGGGCUUCCUGGGUCUGCGCGCCUUCCACACGCUCGUCAACCACGAGCCCUUCCAGGACCUCCCCAUGGUCCUUGAGACGCCCAUCGACCGCAAGGACGCCAACGGCAAGACGGUCGAGGACAAGAAGGUGUGGGCGGACGAGAUCAAGCUGCUGGAGCGGCUGAUUGGCAUGGACGCCGACGGCAAAGAGUUCAAGGACCUCGAGAAGGAGCUGCAGGGCCAGGGCGAGGGCGAGAGAAGCAAGAUCCAGGACCAAGUGGAUCGCAAGGCGGAGAAGGAUGCGAAGAAGGGAACCAAGGGGUCGAAGAAGGGUGCGGCAGGGAAGGGGAAGAAGAAGAAGGCCGAGGCCGAUGAUGAGAGUGAGUAG
Messenger RNA from Colletotrichum spaethianum, 1392 nucleotides. RefSeq names its product DNA-(apurinic or apyrimidinic site) lyase 1. Lineage: Eukaryota; Fungi; Ascomycota; Sordariomycetes; Glomerellales; Glomerellaceae. Gene Ontology annotation, cellular component: mitochondrion; nucleus. The record is from RefSeq and is a predicted model, not a curated record. Gene Ontology annotation, molecular function: DNA-(apurinic or apyrimidinic site) endonuclease activity; phosphoric diester hydrolase activity; DNA binding. The coding region runs from base 1 to 1392 and encodes 463 amino acids. The transcript has 3 exons. Gene Ontology annotation, biological process: base-excision repair.